Messenger RNA from Eimeria necatrix, 519 nucleotides. RefSeq lists its product as hypothetical. The transcript is spliced from 3 exons. Bases 1 to 519 code for a protein of 172 amino acids. The record is from RefSeq and is a predicted model, not a curated record. Lineage: Eukaryota; Apicomplexa; Conoidasida; Eucoccidiorida; Eimeriidae.
AUGGCGGGUGCCCAGGGGGGCCCCCCGGCGCCCCCCGCGGCGGCGCGGUGUACAGACACCUCGGACCCCGUGCGCGCUGUUGCUGCUGCUGUUGCUGCUGUUGCUUCCGGCAGCUUUCCAGAAGGUGCUGCUGCUUCUCAGUUGGAAGCUUUGAACUUGAUGCUGCCGCGGGCAGUUUCUGCUGCUGUCAGCAGCAGCAGCAGCAGCAGCAGCGGCGGCGGCAGCGGCAGCAGCAGCGGCAGCAACUUGAGCGCCUUCCUCAGCAGCAGCAGCAGCAGCAGCAGCAGCAGCAGCAGCAGCAGCAAACAUGAACUUGCCAGGGGGGCCCCCCACCUCCACGGCUACGAGGCCCUCAGGGCCAUGAGGGCGAGGGCCCACGAGUUCAGAACUGGAUAUCACAACUGGAGAAGACACGAAGCCCACGGGGCCCGCGGGGACGUCCACGACGUCUUCGUGAAGGAGGACUUUUCUUCGCAGCCUUCGGCCCCCACGUCGCUUGCGGCGGACUGUAGGCGCUAA